ACAGAACCCUGAAGCUCAGAAACGUCAAGUAUCUUAGGCCUGGCCACACUGCUGGUUGGCUUUGGGGGGGGUCUUCCCUGCUGAAGUGACAAGGAGGCUCUCCGGGUGAUGCUCCAAGGAGGCUCCAGGGACCAGUCUCUCUGAGGACCUCUGUGUGAGCUGAUGGAGGACCCAGCUUCCCACACCCUCUCUGUCCCCAGCUGAGAUUAUGGUGGAUUUGGGCUCUGGCCCAGGCCAGGGCCUCCAGCUGCUGACCCAGCCCCAGCCCCAGCCUCAGCCCCAGCCCCGGAGGCAUUAGCCAGAGCCCUGCCGAGACCACCCCUCCUGCCAGGGGCCUGGGGCUGGCAAGUGACUAUGCGGCUUGGACUGUGUGUGGUGGCCCUGGUUCUGAGCUGGGUGCACCUCGCUGUUGGCAACCGGGGAAUCAAGGGCAAGAGGCACAGACGGAUCAGUGCAGAGGGAAGCCAGGCCUGUACCAAAGGCUGUGAGCUCUGCUCCGAGGUCAACGGCUGCCUCAAGUGCUCGCCCAAGCUCUUCAUCCUGCUGGAGAGGAACGACAUCCGCCAGGUGGGCGUCUGCUUGCCGUCCUGUCCCCCUGGAUACUUCGAUGCCCGCAACCCCGACAUGAACAAGUGCAUCAAAUGCAAGAUCGAGCACUGCGAGGCCUGCUUCAGCCACAACUUCUGCACCAAGUGCCAGGAAGGCCUGUACUUGCACAAAGGCCGCUGCUAUCCUUCCUGUCCUGAGGGCUCCACCCCGGCCAAUGGCACCCUGGAGUGCAGCAGUCCUGCACAAUGUGAAAUGAGCGAGUGGUCCCCGUGGGGGCCCUGCUCCAAGAAGAAGAAGCUCUGUGGUUUCCGGAAGGGCUCUGAGGAGCGGACGCGCAGGGUACUCCACGCUCCUGGGGGGGACCACGCCACCUGCUCUGACACCAAGGAGACGCGCAGGUGCACAGUGCGGAGGACCCCAUGUCCUGAGGGGCAAGAGAGGAGGAAGGGAGGCCAGGGCCGGAGGGAGAAUGCCAACAGAAACCUGGCCAGGAAGGAGAACAAGAAGGCAGGCCUGGGUUCUCGGAGACGCAAGGGGAAGCCACAGCCACAACCAGGGACGGCAGGACCACCCACAUCUGCAGGGCCCACCUAGGCACCGUGUCCAACCUGGCCAUGCAGAAGAGCCCAGCUCUGCUCUGCAUCAUGAACGCUUUCCAGAACUGGAGUGUCAGAGCAGCUCAUACAUAUACACUCUAUCCACGCAUACAUACACACACACAAUGAUACCAAAUGUGUGUGUGUGCAUGCAUUGUGAGUGCACUCGCACACGCGCACACACAUGCACACAUAUUACCACCAGGAGACACAUCCAUGCAUACAUACAUACUCACUUGAUUUAUUAUGGUUCCAGUGGACAUAACAGAAUAUUUCCCAGCACUCAAAUCUCAAUGUUACAGAGUGGAACUUUCUGGAAGAACUGCUGAGAUUGCAUCUACUGAGUGUGGCAGACAAGAGCCAAAGCUCCAGGACUUCAGAAGAGUGGCCUUUCUCCUACCCCAGUGCAGCAUGCCCAGCGUUGUGACUUGAUCAUUGGAGAGAAUUGUUACACAUCCAUGACACAUCAUCAGGCCUGACCUGACUCAGAA
Dipodomys ordii (Ord's kangaroo rat) is the source of this 1636-nucleotide messenger RNA. RefSeq names its product R-spondin 1 (gene Rspo1). The record is from RefSeq and is a predicted model, not a curated record. The coding region runs from base 355 to 1143 and encodes 262 amino acids. NCBI's taxonomy places the organism in Eukaryota, Metazoa, Chordata, Mammalia, Rodentia, Heteromyidae. The transcript has 6 exons.